This is a messenger RNA of Symbiodinium necroappetens, 1416 nucleotides long. The record is from the annotation of a GenBank genome assembly. Lineage: Eukaryota; Dinophyceae; Suessiales; Symbiodiniaceae.
AUGCUGCUUGAACCUUCAACUCUGUCGGCAGACGGACGGUAUGUGGUUCAGCUUUACCACACCGAGUCCGGUUGGCGAGCGAUUGAGAUCGAUGACCUGGUGCCCUGCUUCUCCUUACCUUUCUGGGCCGGCCCUGGCAGCUUUCUUGCAGGGGACAAACCCUGUUUUUCACAACCUGUGGAAGGCGAAGUGUGGUCCCUGCUCAUGGAGAAAGCCUUUGCCAAGCUGGCUGGGUCCUACGGCGCUUUGGAAGGUGGGGUUCCGGAGCUCGCCUUCCAAGCGCUGACGGGCCAACGCGAACAACUCCGGUGGCAGCGGGAAGGAGGGCAGUGGAGGAGGCUUCGUUUCAAGACGCCCAUCUGGUCGAAAUCACAUGUCAAAGGUGCCGCACUGGAAAUCACCAACCGGACACUUCCUCUAGAGCAGUUCUUUCUACGCCUGGCAUACUACGAACAGGCGAACUUCCUCCUGGCCGCUUCCAUAACCAAAGGGGGCAUGACUGAACGACGCAGGGAUGAUGGCCUCAUCGAAGGCCAUGCAUAUUCGGUGUUGGAGGUUCAAGAAGUACAUAGCUUACGAUUCAUUCGGCUGCGCAACCCAUGGGGCAAGGAAGAAUGGAAGGGUCGGUGGUCCCGCGGGUCCGAUGCUUGGAAGCUCCACUCCCAUGUUGCGCGAGACAUCUGCCAACGUGGAGGGCAAAGGCUAGACAGUGGACAGCAAGAUGGAUCUUUUUGGAUGCUUUUCGACGACUUUGCCGCCUGUUUCGAUUCGGUGAACGUCUGCCCUGCCACCAUGCCAGUGCCGAAAGCCUCGCGCUAUGCGAAGUCGAAGAAGCGGAGCCAUGCACCGGUCUGCGGGCGCUGCAGUCAGCCGGUGGAGAGUUGCUGGCUGCUUGUUCGUGGCCACGGCACUGAACCGAUCUCGUCGGUCGGUGCACCGGCAGGUCUUGGCUGGGUGCGUCUUGCCGAUGGCGACCUCUGCCAGCUUUGCCUCCGUGCGACAUCGCCGGCCCGACGUGCCUUCUGGCAGGGCGCGCCUGGUGGAAGUGGCAUCGCAGGAAUCCGAGAAGUUGAGCUGACUCGGCGUGUACCGGGUAUUGACUACUUUCCCUUCGAAGCUGGAGCUGGGUGCUCUCCCCCUCUGAAGAGACCUCAGUGUGACCUGGGGCCCUCCUGCACACAGCACAGCCCCGCGCACUUUGCAAGCUACGAUCAUCCUUGGAUGAAGCCAACGCCCGAGCUUGUCUUGAGCCGAACCAAGCGGGCCGAAAAAGCUCCGCAGUGCAAUGCACGGGCACUUGCCAUGUGCAAUGCCGCUAUGUGCAGUCAGAGUUGCAUGCUCGCGCCAGGCAUGCGGAUGGCGAUGCUUGGAAACUCAGCCAAGAAGAUCCAGGUGCGUUACGAGAAUUCAGUUUGA